Messenger RNA from Leptidea sinapis, 2082 nucleotides. RefSeq lists its product as uncharacterized. Gene Ontology annotation, molecular function: double-stranded DNA binding; ATP-dependent polydeoxyribonucleotide 5'-hydroxyl-kinase activity; polynucleotide 3'-phosphatase activity. The record is from RefSeq and is a predicted model, not a curated record. The coding region runs from base 153 to 1721 and encodes 522 amino acids. Gene Ontology annotation, biological process: DNA repair. NCBI's taxonomy places the organism in Eukaryota, Metazoa, Arthropoda, Insecta, Lepidoptera, Pieridae. The transcript has 6 exons.
AUCGCUAGAUAUUAUUAUUUAUUGUCAUGAAGUGAUUCUGAUUAGAUUAUUAUUGAUUGCAGAUUGUAAGAUUAAAGUAAUUAUGUAGAUUAAUUAAAUAUUAUUAUCAUGGAUAUUUAAAUCUUUAGUAUGUUUUAAGAAAUAAUCUCAUCAUGACUCGUCAAUGUUUUUUAAAGUGCUUAUUAGAUUCGCAUGCGCCGAUAAAAUUACCUCACAAUGUGGAAACUUUUGUUGGAAGAAGUAAAUUAACACUAAUAAAAGAUCAAGCCUGUUCCCGCAAACAGCUUAUUCUGAAAGCUGAUUGUGAUCAGUGUCUGCUAGAAGUGAAACAAAUUGGAAUUAAUCCAUCUGGCUUAGACGGGUAUGCAUUAAAAAAAGAUGGCUUAUAUAAAAUAAAACAUGGCAGUAAAAUAGAAAUUUUAUUAAAUCAGUAUUUUCAUUUAGUUGAGUUUGAUCCACCACCUGAUGAUUAUGAGGUGCCAAACCAAGGCAAUAAAAGAAAGAAAGACACAAUAUCUCCAGAGCGACAAAAUAAACUGAUAAAGAUAGACAAUAAGAACAGUGUCCUAGUGAGUAUGGAGGAUAAGUGGGAAGAUUUUGAAAAUAGGGAGGUUUAUGUAUUUACAAGCAAGGGUGUCAAGUCAAGUUCAAAGAUUGCUGCAUUCGAUAUGGAUGGCACUUUAAUAAAAACAAAAUCAGGCAAAGUUCAUCCCGUUGAUACAAAGGAUUGGCAAAUUAUAUUUCCCUCUGUACCUUCAAAGUUGGCUGAAAAGUUUGAAGAUGGGUAUAAAGUUAUCAUCCUAAGUAAUCAAUCACCUAUUGGUAGUGGUAGGGUGAAAAUAGAGGAUUUUAAAAUUAAGAUUGAAAAUAUUGUCUCUAAACUAGGUAUUCCAAUUCAGGUGUUUUUUGCAACUGGUAAAGGGUUUUACAGGAAACCAGCCCCAGGCAUGUGGAAUAUUUUGUCCAAAGAGAAAAAUGACAAUAUACUCAUUGAUAUGGAGAAAAGCUUCUACUGUGGUGAUGCAGCUGGUAGAAAUGCUAAUUGGGCACCUGGAAAGAAAAAGGAUUUUUCAAUGGUUGAUAUAUUGUUUGCAGAAAAUCUGGGCCUCAAAUUUUUUACACCUGAACAAUAUUUCCUUGGUCAUUCUAUUGCUAAUGUACCAAAGAGCCGGCCAGAAUUCAUACCCAAAGAUUUAAAACCAACUACUUUUGAUGGCAAAUUAAUAAGUGCAAUUCAGGAGUUGCUUGUCUUUGUUGGUUACCCGGGCAGUGGUAAAUCUUUCAUUGCGAAACAGAUUGAAGAGAAGUCAGCCCAUAAAUAUGUAACAGUUUGUAGAGAUGUACUUGGUUCUUGGCAGAAAUGUUCAACAGAAGCUACUAAAUUUUUGAGGCAAGGCAAGAGUGUGAUAGUUGACAGUACUAACCCAGAUGUUGAAUCCCGUAAGCGUUGGACGAGUCUUGCGAGGGAAAUGAAAGUCCAAUGUCGUUGUGCCCACGUGACGACCAGUAAGUCCCACGCUCAACACAACAACAGGUUCAGAGAAAUAAUGAAAACAAAACAUGCGACGGUCAACGAUAUCAUCUUCAAUACCUACAAAAGCAAAUUUGUUGAACCCUCAAAAAGCGAAGGUUUUCAAGACGUCAUCAAUGUGAAAUUUAAUCCAACCUUUGAAGAUAAAGAAGCUGAACGAGUGUACAGAAUGUUUCUGUUAGAAAAGUAAAGUUAUAAAGCCGGCUCCACAUGUAGCGAGCGACGACGAACCACAGCUGGAGUGAACCACACUCGGACCUGCCAUCUCUCGUUGGCAGUUCUUGUUGUGCACAGUUCUUACUUUUAAUGGAAGUCACACUAGAACAUGGCCAAAUAAGCUUGUGUAUGUUCGUUCGCGUUCGUAUCAAAGGAGCCGGUUGUAUCAGUAUCUCCCUUGGUUGUUGAACAAAAGAUUAUCCGAUUGUUAUAUUCACUAAGCGAACCUUUCGCAGAUAAUAAUAUAAACUAUGAAACUAAUUUAUGGUAUAUUAUUAUAAAUGUAAUUAUGGUUUCUUAUUUAUAUUAAAAAAUGAAACAUCUUGUCAAUUAAA